Molecule: messenger RNA, 10463 nt
Organism: Chinchilla lanigera (long-tailed chinchilla)
Lineage: Eukaryota; Metazoa; Chordata; Mammalia; Rodentia; Chinchillidae
Gene: Nfasc
Product: neurofascin
Exons: 34
Coding region: 26-4495 (1489 amino acids)
Biological process (GO): brain development; cell-cell adhesion
Molecular function (GO): cell-cell adhesion mediator activity
Source: RefSeq, a predicted model, not a curated record
CGCGCACGGGCUGGUCUCUGCCCUAAUGCGGUGGCUGGCGGCGAGAGGCGCUGCAGGGGACUCGGGGGAAGUGGCGGCGACCGCAGCGGACAGCACGGACUGCGCCCCGAGCCGGAGCCCGAGCCCUCGGAGGUUAAACUGGAGGGAGGCUUCUCACAGUUCCCUGAUUCCAGGAACAGGAAGAGGAGGCAACUGUACCGGGAGGUUGAUUGACUUAUGUGCAGCUUGGGGCCCUGGAGCUUUCCUGCCCUCUGCACACUGCCGCAGAGCCACCCCUGGUGCUGUGAGGAAGAGGCUGAAGGAGGUGGAGGAGCUGAGCUCUAUCCCGAAAGCCCACGUGGAGCAGCUGGAGAGAGCAAGAGCCCGAGGGCUGGGGAGCAGAGAGCGGGGCCUGGUGCCGAGGAUGGCCAGGCAGCAGCCGCCGCCCUGGGUCCAUGCAGCCUUCCUCCUCCUCCUCCUGAGUCUUGGUGGGGCCAUUGAGAUUCCUAUGGAUCCAAGCAUUCAGAAUGAGCUGACCCAGCCUCCAACUAUCACCAAGCAGUCAGUGAAGGACCACAUCGUGGACCCCCGUGACAACAUCCUGAUUGAGUGUGAGGCGAAGGGGAACCCUGCCCCCAGCUUCCACUGGACUCGAAACAGCAGAUUCUUCAAUAUCGCCAAGGACCCACGGGUGUCCAUGAGGAGGAGGUCGGGAACCCUGGUGAUUGACUUCCGCAGUGGUGGGCGGCCCGAGGAGUAUGAGGGCGAAUACCAGUGCUUUGCCCGCAACAAAUUCGGCACAGCCCUAUCCAAUAGGAUCCGCCUGCAGGUGUCCAAAUCUCCCCUGUGGCCCAAAGAAAACCUGGACCCUGUUGUGGUUCAGGAAGGCGCCCCCUUGACACUGCAGUGCAACCCGCCUCCCGGCCUUCCAUCCCCGGUUAUCUUCUGGAUGAGCAGCUCCAUGGAGCCCAUCACCCAGGACAAACGCGUCUCCCAGGGCCAUAACGGAGACCUGUACUUCUCCAACGUGAUGCUGCAGGACAUGCAGACGGACUACAGCUGCAACGCCCGCUUCCAUUUCACCCACACCAUCCAGCAGAAGAACCCCUUCACCCUCAAGGUCCUCACCAACCACCCCUAUAAUGACUCGUCCUUAAGAAACCACCCUGACAUGUACAGUGCCCGAGGAGUUGCAGAAAGAACACCCAGCUUCAUGUAUCCCCAGGGUACCUCAAGCAGUCAGAUGGUGCUUCGCGGCAUGGACCUUCUGCUAGAGUGCAUCGCUUCUGGGGUCCCAACACCAGACAUCGCAUGGUACAAGAAAGGUGGGGACCUCCCAUCUGACAAAGCCAAGUUUGAGAACUUUAACAAGGCACUGCGCAUCACCAAUGUCUCAGAGGAAGACUCUGGGGAGUAUUUCUGUCUGGCCUCCAACAAGAUGGGCAGUAUCCGGCACACGAUCUCGGUGAGAGUAAAGGCUGCCCCCUACUGGCUGGAUGAACCCAAGAAUCUGAUCUUGGCUCCUGGAGAAGAUGGCAGACUGGUGUGCAGAGCCAAUGGGAACCCCAAACCCACUGUCCAGUGGAUGGUGAACGGGGAGCCUUUGCAGUCGGCACCACCCAACCCAAACCGCGAGGUGGCUGGUGACACCAUCAUCUUCCGGGACACGCAGAUCAGCAGCAGGGCCGUGUACCAGUGCAACACCUCCAACGAGCAUGGCUACCUGCUGGCCAAUGCCUUCGUCAGUGUGCUGGACGUCCCACCUCGGAUGCUGUCACCCCGGAACCAGCUCAUGCGGGUGAUCCUUUACAACCGGACACGGCUGGACUGCCCAUUCUUUGGGUCUCCUAUUCCCACCCUGCGAUGGUUUAAGAAUGGGCAGGGAAGCAACCUGGAUGGUGGCAACUACCAUGUCUAUGAGAACGGCAGCCUGGAAAUUAAGAUGAUCCGCAAAGAGGACCAAGGCAUCUAUACCUGUGUUGCCACCAACAUCCUAGGCAAGGCUGAAAACCAAGUGCGCCUGGAGGUCAAAGACCCCACCAGGAUCUUCCGGAUGCCUGAGGACCAGGUUGCCAAGAGGGGCACCGCAGUGCAGCUGGAGUGCCGCGUGAAGCACGACCCCUCGCUGAGGCUCACUGUCUCCUGGCUGAAGGAUGACGAGCCGCUCUACAUUGGAAACAGGAUGAAGAAGGAAGACGACUCCUUGACCAUCUUUGGUGUGGCAGAGCGAGACCAGGGCAGCUACACAUGUGUGGCCAGCACCGAGCUGGACCAAGACCUGGCCAAGGCCUACCUCACCGUGCUAGCUGAUCAGGCCACUCCAACUAACCGUUUGGCUGCCCUGCCCAAAGGACGGCCAGACCGCCCCCGGGACCUAGAGCUCACCGACCUGGCCGAGCGGAGUGUGAGGCUCACCUGGAUUCCAGGAGAUGAUAACAACAGCCCCAUCACAGACUACAUCGUCCAGUUUGAGGAGGACCAGUUCCAACCAGGGGUCUGGCAUGACCAUUCCAAGUUCCCAGGCAGUGUGAACUCAGCUGUCCUCCAGCUGUCCCCCUAUGUCAACUACCAGUUCCGGGUCAUUGCCAUCAAUGAGGUCGGGAGCAGCCACCCCAGCCUCCCAUCUGAGCGGUACCGAACCAGCGGAGCACCCCCGGAGUCCAAUCCCAGCGAUGUGAAGGGAGAGGGGACCAGGAAGAACAACAUGGAGAUCACAUGGACGCCCAUGAAUGCCACUUCCGCCUUUGGACCCAACCUGCGCUACAUCGUCAAGUGGAGGCGGAGAGAGACUCGAGAGACGUGGAACAACGUGACGGUGUGGGGCUCCCGUUAUGUGGUGGGGCAGACCCCUGUCUAUGUGCCCUACGAGAUCCGGGUCCAGGCUGAGAAUGACUUUGGGAAGGGCCCAGAGCCUGACACUGUCAUCGGCUACUCCGGAGAAGAUUAUCCCCGGGCCGCGCCCACUGACGUUAAGGUCCGAGUCAUGAACAGCACAGCCAUCGGCCUGCAGUGGAACCGGGUCUACUCCGACACGGUCCAGGGCCAGCUCCGGGAGUACCGAGCCUACUACUGGCGGGAGAGCAGCUUGCUGAAGAACCUGUGGGUGUCUCAGAAGAGACAGCAAGCCAGUUUCUCCAGUGACCGCACCCGGGGUGUGGUGGGCCGCCUCUUCCCCUACAGUAACUACAAGCUGGAGAUGGUUGUGGUCAAUGGGAGAGGCGAUGGGCCCCGCAGUGAGACCAAGGAGUUCACCACCCCGGAAGGAGUACCCAGUGCCCCCAGGCGUUUCCGAGUCCGGCAGCCCAACCUGGAGACAAUCAACCUGGAAUGGGACCAUCCAGAACACCCCAACGGGAUCCUGACUGGAUACACCCUCAAAUAUGUGGCCUUUAAUGGAACCAAGUUGGGAAAACAGAUAGCAGAAAACUUCUCUCCCAACCAGACCAAGUUCUCCGUGCAGAGAUCGGACCCUGUGUCACGCUACCGCUUUACCCUCAGCGCCAGGACACAGGUGGGCUCUGGAGAAGCAGUCACAGAGGAGUCUCCAGCACCUCCCAAUGAAGCUACUCCAACUGCAGCACCUCCCACGUUGCCCCCGACUACCGAGGGUGCGAUAGGCGCUGUGGGCAGUACUGCCGCUGCUGCCACCACCGAAGCCACAACAGUCCCCAUCAUCCCAACUGUCGCACCUACCACCAUCGCUACCACCACCACCGUCGCCGCAACUACUACAACCACUGCCGCCGCCGCCACCACCACCACCACGGAGAGUCCUCCCACCACCGGCACCAGGAGUAAGAUGCAGGAAUCCGCCCCCGAUGAGCAGUUCAUAUGGAAUGUCACGGUGCUCUCCAACAGUAAAUGGGCCAACAUCACGUGGAAGCACAACUUCGGGCCCGGAACCGACUUUGUGGUUGAGUACAUCGACAGCAACCAUACAAAAAAAACUGUCCCUGUUAAGGCCCAGGCCCAGCCUAUACAGCUGACAGACCUCUAUCCCGGGAUGACAUACACGUUGCGGAUUUAUCCCCGGGACAACGAGGGCAUCAGCAGUACCGUCAUCACCUUUAUGACCAGUACAGCUUACACCAACAACCAGGCAGACAUCGCCACCCAGGGCUGGUUCAUUGGGCUCAUGUGCGCCAUCGCCCUCCUGGUGCUGAUCCUGCUCAUCGUCUGCUUCAUCAAGAGGAGUCGAGGCGGCAAGUACCCAGUUCGAGAAAAGAAGGAUGUUCCUCUGGGCCCAGAAGACCCCAAGGAAGAGGAUGGCUCCUUUGACUACAGUGAUGAGGACAACAAGCCCCUGCAGGGCAGCCAGACAUCUCUGGACGGCACCAUCAAGCAGCAGGAGAGUGACGACAGCCUGGUGGACUAUGGCGAAGGCGGGGAGGGUCAGUUCAACGAAGAUGGCUCCUUCAUUGGCCAGUACACGGUGAAAAAGGACAAGGAGGAGACAGAGGGCAACGAGAGCUCAGAGGCCACGUCACCCGUCAAUGCCAUCUACUCUCUGGCCUAAAGGAAGCCACCAAGCACAGCCACUACUUUGCAAGUGGGAGGAGGGGAGAGAAGGAGAUGAAGCCACUGCAGACCUACCACAGAGCCGCCACCACCUUCCGGGACAAGGGUACAAUACGGGGGUCUGCCACACCGUGAGGACCAGCGACCACCCAGCCACCCACAACCCCCUCCCCAUGAGCUCUCACCCCGCUGUGUGCCACCAGUACAGGAGAGCUAGAGCCCUGGCAGCGCUCACGAGAAGGAGCCCCGUCCCUCGCCACACCCCACCACACUGCCCCUCCACCAGGCACACAUGCUCACCUGUUUCUGUUGGCUACAGGACUUUCCGUUGUCUCCAGUUUUUUCAUUUUUUUCUUUGUGCAUCUUUCCCUCCAGACCCAGUGUCUCCAUUCUCUUUCUUUCUGUUUUGUAAGAAACGUCCCUGGCAAAUAAAGGAUAGGUCGCUUCUCCCCCAAGAAACCACAGUGAUAGACAAAGAGGAAUGAGCCGAAACCGGACAGAGAGAAAAGCUGUAGUAUUCAAACCGCUGCCGGGCCAACGUGUUUCCGAAGGAUGCCUUUCUUGCCGUAUGCCUCUCCUCACUCCAGACCCAUCCACCUCGGCCUUGUAAGCUGCUGAGCUGGGCUUGGCUUUUUUCUGGAAAGUGACAGUAUUUUGGGCAGGGAGAGGAUGGGCAGGCCUUCUUGCCUCUCUCUGGUUCAGUUAGCGAGUUUACCUCUGCCUCCUCGUUCUUACCCUGCCCCGCCUCUGGAGUGUCCGCGAGUACGCUGCGCUGACUGAAGGCGAAGGUGGGGAACAGCAGGUACUGAUGGGCAGGACUGCGGCGACUGGGCCUCAAGCCGAAGAUAGUCAGGGCCCGGAUCCCUCGGGAGCUGCGCGCCCCUGGAGAGAAUCGAAGGGUUGGGUUUGGACAUCAGUGAAACCCAGGAUUCGGGAGAGAGGACCACACCUUCUGUGUCUGGAGUAGAGGCACCUGCCCACCUGGCUGGGGUCUAUGCUGCUACCCUCAAGGAGAUAGAGCCCUGUGUGCAGAGGCCUGGCUGGUGUGUUCGGGGGUGUGAAGCGCUGCUUCUCUUCCAUCCCUAGAAGUUAUCCCCCUCUGUCAGUUCUGUGUGAUGUUGAAACUUGUGCUUGACCUUGUGUGUAGAUGGGGACUGCUGCCCCUCUCUGUCCUUUGUGAGGGUAUGUACCUAUCGGAGGACCCUGAGGUGACCAUCCCUACAGUGCUGUGAUGCCCCUGCCUGGGGAGGACUUGAUGCUCUUCAUAUGCCUUAUGCAGCUCUGAUCUGUCCCUGGAGUUCCCAGUUUCCCAGCCCAACCCUGCAAGCCUUGAAGCCUCUAGUGAUGUCUGUCUCAGGAUCAGGGCAGCCUAUGCAAGUGUCCCUGCAAGACCAGAAGCAGCCACUCCGCACAUCCCCUCACCCCGUUGCCCAAGUGGAGACACUUGCAGACCUGCAGUUCUCAGACCGAAGGUGCUGCCUUCAUCCUUCCCACCUAAUCCAUUUUUGAAACCAAAGGUACCUAGCCUCAGUGAUGCAGAGAGGGGGAGAGCUUGAGCCCAAGCAUGCCCCUGCAGCUGCUCCUGUGGCUGGAGUCAGUUUCAGGAGGGUUAGGCUCAUCCCCAAGUAUGGAUCAUCUGCCGCUAAUUUGAGCCUCCAGCUACAGCCAGGGGGCCUGGGCAGGACCAGGGCUGUGUCCUUCAGAGACUUUAUUAAACCAUCAUUUGCCACAUGUUUAAGCCGCAGAGGUAUUAGCAAUGCUUGCAUCACCUAAUCAUUCAAUUGAAGGUCAAGCCCAUAGACGCACAUUCUGUCUGCAGAUAAGAAAUCAUAGGCCAAAGCUGAGCCAGUAAUGUUGCUUGAACCUGAGGGUGUUCCUUGGCCCCAGCUGUGGCCCAGGUGUGCUGCCUGGGAGCCCAAGGGACAGCUCCAUCAUGAUGAAAGGGGACAGGGUAAAGAAAUGGGGGCAGGGGGUGAGCUCAGAGUCCCCUCCCCCAGCUUUCUUCUCACACCUGCAGGGAUGCAGGUGGGCAUUCCUCUAGCCCUGGCCCACUGUCCUGGAAGGGAGUGUUGGGGAAGUGUGCCUGUGAGCUGAAUUAAAGGACCGGGCUUUCCAGAAAAUGCUCUGGGCCUGAGCAGAGUGGACAAUUUCUCAGGUCCCCAUUCUGCACUGCAUUGUGCAUGCUAGUGAGCCCAUGGCACUGAGAGCAGGCUCCUAGGGCAGGAAGGGAUGUUAGAUAUCAUCGUAUCUACCCCCUUGUCUCAGGAAGUUCUGCUAGGUAGGCUGAUAAUUGGAAAAGGCUCUGUCUUAGGGGUCCUGGGGAGAGGUGGGUUCUCUGGUUGUCUCUGCAUCCCAUCCCAGAGUCCUGGCAUGAGCUGUGCCAUCCUCUCGGAGUGUUGUUUUGUGCUUGCUGACAGCUGCCCCUCAUCACCACAUGAUCACAGUCCUCCAGGCAGGAGCAGAUCUGGGCCUGAAGAACCAAGGUUUCCCCAAGCAAAGGUGGCAGAUUCUCAGAGGGGUCAGACUCUGAGGUGUGAGGUUGCAGGAUUGGGGAAGAAAGGAGACGCUUUCUGAGUCCACCCCAGUUCAGCAGGACACCAGUAUUGCCCAACACUCCCUACUAGCUGGAUCUCUCAAACAAACACCCCAGAACAUUACCAACAACAAUCCUGUCUGGCUGGGGGUAGGGGAAAAGGUGUAGGUCACCUUGCAGUGACUCUAGGCUGCCAACCCACCUGUGUGCUCAGCCCCGAGCGUGAUGGCUGCCUGCACUCUCAUCCGUCCAUCCAUGAAAUACUCUGUGAACGUCUAGUCUGGGCUGAGGCCUGUUCCCCGAAUACCUUGGUGACCAAGGUCUGAGAUGGUCCCUGCCUGUGCAGGGCUGACAUUACUGUCACUGACUUUUGGGGCACAGUGGCCAUUGAGUUGGGAGCAUUCUGCCCUCUGUUGUUUGAGCUACUGAUGACUCCACGCUGGAAGGAAAGGGCUUCCCGGGGAGAACUUGGUCCAUCUGCUUAGCAGCUCUAGGCAGGACCGGGAAGGCGUGACCUGCUGGCUGAUUGAGGAAUAGUCUUGCCCUCUGGGGCAAGCUGCUCAAUCUCUCUGUGUUCUGGUGCCCAUUCAGUCCCUCUUUUGGAUACUUUCCUGCACAGAGGACAUGGGCCACCUGAAAAGCAGGGAAGCCGGAUUGGAACCAGCUGCCCUCCACUUUGCCUUAGUUAUGGUGAACAGGACUCACCCCUCCCCGCCUUGCUAUUGUGGAGAUGGCUGACUUUAAGCUAAAGGGAGAGCCAGGCCAACUCCCUCCCUUGCCCAUCUCCUCUGCCCUGAGAGGUUGGAGACAUCUGGUCUACCCCCUGCAUGGCAAGUCCUGAGGUUUGGAAAAGUGACCACACAGCCAAGAGCUGUGCAGUGCUCGCCUUGUUCCCCAACAAGAGCAGCAUGGGCCCAGGAAGUGCAUUUCCUGUGUUCCUGACCACAGCUGGGGAAGGGCUGGAGAUGGACCCAUUGGUGUGUGUGCGUUUCCAGCUGAGUAACAGGCUACCCUGCCAUGCCAAGCACCCACGCAUGCACAUAUGCAUGCAGCAGACCACAGCCCAGUUGCAGAGCCACGCUUACAGCAGGGAACAGCACCGGGGACAGCAUCUUGCAAAGUGUGAGUCCGAUUCUGGGCUCAGGAGAUGUGAUGCAAAGGGCUGUGUGUGGGAGUGAUGCACGGCUUGAGGAAGAGGAGAGAUCACCAGGACUGGGCCUUGCUGGGGUGAUUCCUGUGGCACAACCUAGAGAGAGGGCAAUCUGAAGGAGUAGGAAAUGCUCCCCAAGAGUGGCACAGGCUGCAGCUCUGUUCAGUUCCUCCUGGAAUGUUGUCCUAAGCCAGACUGAGUCUUAGAAUGUCUCAAACUGCCAGUUGAUGGAAGCACCAAGGACACUUUUGUCUCAGCCUUUGUGAGGCCGCUUUGCUGACACUGAAAAGAAGUGAAGCUUCUCCAGCCCUUUGUGGGUCUGGAGGUCGGAGAACAGCAGAUUCCCAGAGGCCACUCUCCACCCACGACACCUUGUGGUGGGCACCGUGUAACCAGCCGCUACCAAACACAAGCCCACAGGUGUGGUGAGGCCUUCCCAGUUCGGCACACAGGGUGAUUUUGUUUUAGUGAAGCCGAGGACCCUGCAUGAGCUUCACAUGAUGGCUUAGGAGCACCAUGUCAGAGGUCCCUGACUUGAAAAAGAAAAAGAGAAAUAGGACUGGAGCCAGUGAAGCAAAGAGCUUGAAGUGACAGGGGGAGGCUCCGUGUGCCAGGAGGUACAGGCCAGUUGGGCAGAGCCAAACUCCUGGGCAGCCCCUUCCCUUAAACUAAACAGGGGCCACCCCAUGUGAGUUAGAACAGGACUGUGGUUGUCCCCACCCUGGACAACCCAGGGAAGUAAGUGCCCUUUCUUUUCCUCCUCUUCUAAGAAAGGACCUUCCUGCAACACCUUCAGGAGAGGAGCCCCCAGGGGAAGGAGGGAGCCACCCAGGGAACCAAGCCAGUCACCAGUGUCCCCAGCCACAACCGAAGCCAGGGCUCCUCUUAUCCAUCCAUUAGUAUUAAAUGGAUGUUCCACGAUGAUAGGAUGGAAAUGAAACAGAUACAAUGGCGUCUAGCCUAGGACAGAUUCAGAUUUCAGCUUGUGAGGGAAUCUCAGCACUGAUCUAAUUGAAGUGACUCACUGUGCAGACAAGGAACUGAAAAUGCAGGGAGGUGAAGGGGUGGGCUUGAGAGGGCAGAGCUGGUAAGUCAAGGUAGGACUAGGGCUUGACCUUGGGCCUUCUGAUUCCUUGCCCAGUGCCCUUUAUCUCCCUACAGCUGCCUCCUUGGAGACAGGCAUUACUGUCCCGUGCUCCACCCUGUCGAUCCUCUACCAUUUCUCUCACGUUGCCCAGCAGCUCCGAAAUGAAAGACAGAAAGGAUUUUUCUGAGUCCGAGAUCAGUCUGUGUGUGACAGUCUGUGUUUAACCCAGGCGGCAGUUGUGGGCAGCCCCCAGGCCAGUAGCCUAGAAUGUUGAGCUGAUUAGCAUUUGUGACUGUGAAACCUAGACCGUACUCCCAGAACGGCGUCUCUUGCUGUGUCGCACAUCGGGCCCUGAGCACAAGCAGGGCUGGAAGUGGGGUCGCAGCAGGGCUCUCCUGUCCAUUCUGCCCUUGGUCACAGGGUGCUGAGGGACAGCAGGGCUCAGGCAAGCUGGCCAUGCUGGCAUUUGCUGGGCUGGAAGAUUUAAAGACUGGAGUAAAGCAAUAAACACAAAAGUCUGGGAGAAGAGAUCCAGAAUUUUGUGCACUACUGUGUCUCUUUUUCAAAUAUGAUGCAGAUCAGAUGAGCCUGACUGCUGUCUUUUUUCUGAUUCCCAAAUGCAAUGUCCUCAGUCAGUGUUGUCCCUCUGCCCAGCUCCCCAGCUCUUUGCCAACUUCUUGCUCCUUUCGAGCUGAGCAUCAGUCGCCUGUGACACGGCCACCUUCUGUUCUGGUCCCACCCCCAACCACGCUGGACCCUGGAGGACCUCAUGCUCUGUCCCCACCACCCCCAUGCGUUCUUCUCAGUGGGGAAGUUUUUUCCCUAUGUUUCCAUACUUCCCCCAUUUCCACCCACUCACACAUUGGUCUGAUCUUUUUUCUGUUGGUUAAACAUUUAACUCUGAUGGCACAACUUAUGUUAACCCCUCUCACAUCAUGUUCUUUCCUUUUUUGCGAGUGACCUUGCAUUAACCAACUGUGUUGGCGACAGAUGCAUUAUCUGAGGGUGUCACGCAUGACCUUCAGCAGGGAAGACUUCUGGGCCAUGGAGGACCGUCUAAUACAUGGACUUAUAAACUGACUGCAUGAACAAUGAAAAGGCCAAAUUAUUCAGAAUUUUUUUUGAAUCACUGUAAAAAAACUGAUUUCUUUUGUAUAGAAAACACUAAACGUAUAAUAAAAGUUGUUCAAAAUGGA